UUUAAUAAUAAUAAUAUUAAAUAAAUCAAAAACAGUUGCAGGAAGAAGUCUGUUUAAUUAUGGUUUUCUGCAUAAAUUAAUCCUAAAAUUUCAUCUGAUGCUUAAACAAAUACCAUGCAAACAUUUAUUAAAAUAAUGUUUGUGAAUAUUCAAACUCAAGUAAUUUGUAAUUUUAACAGUAAUUUGUUAUGAUGGUUUAGGACGUAGAAGGCCAAACCUAGUUUUAUGUUAGCUACACUUUUGAUGCAUUAAACCCCAGAUACUUAUCACCAAACUGACCCUUAUCUUGGAUAAACAUGUUUCCAGCUUUAUAACAGAUAACCUCCAUCCUGUCAAGUGAAUCAAAAACUCCAGAAAAGACUUUCCCAGUCUAUAGGCUCUGGGAUAUUUCAAACUAUUCAAUAAUGUGAGCAUUUUUAAAAGAUUUGCAACUCUGCAAUUGCAGGUGUCUUUUAUGUUUCCGAAGUAUAACUGUGCUCUUGGAGACUCGUAAGUACUAUGAUUCAUUAUUGUGUCACGGAAUAAUUAUGUUUUUUUUUUUUUUUUAUAAGUCAUUACUGGACACAAAGCGUUGUGACAUCGUUCUGAUGCUGCUAGAAUGUCGUUAACGCACAUCACCUGUUAAAAGCGACACAAUUUUGUACGUGCCACACCUGUAAGAGGAUGUUUUAAUGCGCCGCGGCCCAUGCUGCAUUAGGCAGGAUCGAAUUUAAGUGAGUGUGUGUGUAUUUGUUUGCAGAGGAAGUCCGCUUUGUGGCAGAUGAGACAGUUCCACCUGAGCGCAGUCAAUAAAGAAGACACUAUGAUAUUUGUUGAGCUUUUAACAGGCUUUUAAACCCUUGUUGUCUGCUGUUAAAUGAUUUCUGAAGAUCCGCCGAUACGGAAGAAAACAUACUUUGAAGUUUCCUCCAGCUUUCUAAGUCGCAAAUAUAAGAUAUUUUGUUAUUUUGUAAUAUUUUUUUCCAAAUCACUGCCACAGUUUAAUUGUGCCACAAAUUUAAAGAUCUAUUUCCGAGAAUUGUUGUAAACAGGCUAAAAAUGACCCACAGCCUUUUACUGUUUCCUGCUGUUUUCUGUGACAUCACAUCUUGUCGGCCCCUUUAUUGCAGGAGCCUUUCUCUGACGUCAGUGGCAUCAGAACGUUUAACCCUGAUUGGUCAAAACUGAAGUCAUCCUGGUACUGAUACACGUUAAUAGCAAAAUUGGCAUCGUAAUUACAGUAAGCGCCUGUCUUGAACACAUGGACGUGGCCUUUCACUUCUAUACAGUAAAAAUCUUUUGUGAAAUCUGUCGUGUUUUACAGCCCUUGACAGUGGAAAAGAGUACAUUGCCCUUAGUAAUCUUGUUAUCUUAUAUGUUAUAUUAUCUUGAAUUCUUUUGUUAUAAAAAAAUGAAUGUGGUUUCAUCAUUAACAGUCAAUUUGAUUUCAACCCUUGAUAUUUAAUUCAUUAAAUUAUUUUAGUUGCAUUCAUUUUGAUGGAUGAUAAAAUGCAGCAGGUUUUCCAUCGCAAUCUCAUGAGAAAACAGUCACUCUUAAAUCAAAAUUACUGAAUUAUUUUUAAGGACUACUGCAGUUUAUUAUAAAUGAUUUAUCAGUGCACAUCAUUUUUAAAUUCAUGUGCCCUCGUAAUCUUUAAAGGGGUCCUAUUAUGCCCCUUUUCACGAGAUGUAAUAUGUGGUGUCCCAAGAAUGUGUCUGUGAACUUUCAGCUCAAAAUACCCCACAGAUCAUUUAUUAUAGCUUGUCAAAUUUGCCCCUAUUUGGGUGUGAGCAAAAACAUGCUGUUUUUGUGUUUGUCCCUUUAAAUGCAAAUGAGCUGCUGCUCCCAGUCGCUUUCCAGAAGAGGGCGGAGCUUUAACAGCUCGCGCUUCGGUUGCUCAACAACAACAAAGCUGGAGAAUCUCAUGCAGUCGGACACUGACGGAGAGACUCAGGAAGAAGUUACAACUUUUAGAAUGCAUCUGGAUGUUUCUGAACGAACAUUGGAAAAUGGCUUCUGGCAGCAUUUGGGGUCGUGGUGAUCGUUGUCUUAAUAGCUGUUCCAACAGCCAUUUACCUCAACGAGGAUAAAUCUGAACCCCAGAGGACAUUUACUCUAGAAGAUUACUUCAACGGCACUGCAAGAACCAAGUCAUACAACUUGCGCUGGAUCUCAGAUGAUGAAUAUCUUCACAAGACAGGAGAGGGCUCAGUGCUUCUGAUCAACGCAACCUCAGGAACAGAAAGUGAAUUCGUGAACCAACAGAUUUUUGCCCGUGCGGCAGCUUACGAUUACAUGGUGUCAGCCGAUCGAAAAUACAUCUGUUUCCUGAGCAACUACACUAAGCUAUGGAGACACUCAUACACUGCAUCAUAUUCCAUCUACGACCUGGAAAAAGGGGAUUUUAUAAAUACAGAUAUCCCACAUGAAAUCCAGUACCUAGCGUGGUCUCCGACCGGCCACAAACUGGCAUUUGUGUGGAAGAACAAUGUCUAUGUGAAGGAAACUCCCAACUCCGCAUUCCAGCAGGUCACCAGUGAUGGAGCCCACAACCUGAUCCUCAAUGGCAUUCCUGACUGGGUGUACGAGGAGGAGAUGUUCUCCACCAAUUUUGCUUUGUGGUGGUCACCAAAUGGGAAGUUUGUGGCAUACGCCCAAUUUAAUGACUCUGAAGUCCACAAUAUCGAGUACACGUGGUAUGGAGAAGGCCAGUAUCCUGAUACAGUCUUCAUACCAUACCCCAAGGCUGGAACCACAAACCCAACUGUAAAACUUUUUGUUUUCGAUACAAACUCAUCCAAGGUCGAGGAAAUUCUGGUCCCCAGUGAUGUUGGUGCAGGAGAGCACUACCUGAGCACUGUUACAUGGGCAUCAGAUGAGCGAAUUGCAGUCCAGUGGCAGAAAAGAACGCAGAACUACGUCAGUUUGAAGACAUAUGACUUCAUCGAUGACGCUUGGAGUGAAGGUCCACUGAAACAGAUUAUCACAAGCAGUACGGGUUGGGUUGGCCGGUUCUCUCCAGAUGAACCUGUCUUUCGGCCGGACGGCAGCGGCUGCUAUUACGUUAUGAGUAACGAGCAGCAGUUUAAGCAUCUUGUUUAUUUCAGUGGAACAGAAAAAACAUUCGUGACUAAUGGAAUGUGGGAGGUCACUAGCAUCCUUAAGGUCACAAACAACGCCGUAUAUUAUGUGAGUAACGAACACAAUGCGAGUCCAGGCCAAAGGAACGUUUACAAAAUUACCAUAAAUGGUGCUUCUCAUUCUGAGAGGGAGUGUCUGACCUGUACCCUCAAUGCGGACCGCUGCAAAUAUAAUUCUGCUCUCUUUAGCGCUGAAGGAACCUACUACCUCAUGAGCUGUUCUGGGCCUGGAUUGCCUCUGCAUACACUGCGAAACAGCCGAGAUGGAACAGAGGUGAGAGUUCUUGAAGACAACAGUGAUUUGGAAAAAACUCUGCAGAAUAUCGCAAUGCCCUCAGUUAUGCACGGCAAGCUGAAGAUCGGAGAGUUUGACCUUUGGUACCAGAUGAUUCUGCCUCCCAAAUUCGACAAAUCCAAAAAAUAUCCUCUGCUUAUUGAUGUAUAUGCGGGCCCCUGCAGUCAGAAGUCAGAUUUCCGGUUCAGGGUGGGAUGGUCCACAUACUUGGCCAGCACGGAGAAAGUGAUUGUGGCCAGCUUUGAUGGUAGAGGAAGUGGUUACCAAGGAGACAAAAUUAUGCAUGCCCUCUACAAACGACUCGGAACAUAUGAAGUUGAGGAUCAGAUAACGGCUGCUAGACAGUUUAUCGACAUGGGCUUCAUAGAUAAAAACAGGAUUGCCAUCUGGGGAUGGUCUUACGGUGGUUACGUCACUUCGAUGGUCCUGGGAGCUGGAAGUGGAGUGUUUAAAUGUGGUAUGGCUGUCGCUCCGGUGUCUAAAUGGGAGUAUUAUGACUCUAUUUACACUGAGAGGUACAUGCUCACCCCGGCGGAGAAUCAGGCCUUUUAUGAUAAUUCCACAGUGACGGGAAGAGCCAAGAACUUUAAAUCAGUCCAGUACCUCCUGGUGCACGGCACCGCUGACGAUAAUGUUCACUUCCAACAAGCUGCUCAGAUCUCUAAAGCACUCGUGGAUGAACAAGUGGACUUUGAUGCAAUGUGGUACACUGAUGAAGACCACAGUCUCGGCGGAUCGGCCAAUCAGCACGUGUACACUCACAUGAGUCACUUUCUGAAAAACUGCUUUGCUUGAAGUUGUGAAACUUUCCACUCAGAAGCCACAGCACUGAAUCAACGUUACUUCCAGACCACAUCACGCUCUUAAACGCGUCAGGCGUGUGCAAUUCCCCAUGAGCAGCCACUGAAUCCGCAAGAAUCUGUGCUUCUGUGCUGUGGUGCAAUAACAGACUCGAUUUAUUCCCAUUUUAUCACUUUCAAAUAUACAGUCCGAACUGAGUCAUGAUGCUUUAGUAGUUCAUCGAAAAAGGGGGGGGGGAAGCAAAGAAAAACUUGCUGGAUAAACACAAAGCUUUAUGAGCUAGCUAAAGAAGGAAAGAGAAAUCCGAAAAAAAAUAUUAAAAUAAAAAAGUUUCAGAUGUAAUUAUUUAUGAUUAUUUUAAUCACUUUUGUAAGCUGGGGAGAGCAAUAUUGUGUAUUUUUCAAGUCAAGUUCAUUACCACCUGUUAGUUUGUGUAAAGUAUGCAAAGAAAGUAAUAAAAAUUAUAAAUGUAAUAUUCUGAUUAAUACAUUUACAAAGAGAAAUACAUUUUUAAAUUUAUUUUCAUAUUUUAAGUCAUUUGUCAUCAAGAUUUGUUGAGUAUCAAGUAAUCUUUUGAGUAUAUCUUUUGAAAUAUUUAUUUCAUGUGCCAUUAAAGUAUAAGCCAUAAUUUGUAUUAAUAUAUAUCUUUAAAUAUUUUCAAUCUUUAAUAAAUUUCACAAAUGUG
Messenger RNA from Ctenopharyngodon idella (grass carp), 4901 nucleotides. It is a transcript of the gene dpp4, whose product is annotated as dipeptidyl-peptidase 4. Gene Ontology annotation, biological process: proteolysis. The transcript is spliced from 26 exons. NCBI's taxonomy places the organism in Eukaryota, Metazoa, Chordata, Actinopteri, Cypriniformes, Xenocyprididae. The record is from RefSeq and is a predicted model, not a curated record. Gene Ontology annotation, molecular function: dipeptidyl-peptidase activity; serine-type endopeptidase activity. The coding region runs from base 2276 to 4210 and encodes 644 amino acids.